AGAGGUGAACGGUAUACUUAAGUGCGUUCAGAAGAACUUCAGGGCUUUGCGCACGAUCUGAGCCUGUAUUAGACAUUCGCUAGGUUUACUCUCAGAAUUCAAACUCAUUUCAAACAUAAUGAAACCUAUGUUAAAUCUCUUACUCACUGCAUGUGUUUUACAUUUGGCUUUAUCGACUAUACAUAAUGGACCUCUACUCCACACCAAACUGGGAGUCCUUAGGGGGGACUACAUGCGUGUUCGCGGAAAGACCACAGUUGUUCAUGCCUACCUGGGAGUGCCUUUUGCCACACCACCAGUGGGAAACUUAAGGCUGGCUCCACCACAACCUUUGCAAGGAUGGGAAGGCGUCAGAGAUGCCACCCAGUUCCCUUCCAUGUGUGUACAAGACAAAAACAUAUUUGAUUUCCUGAUGGAGAUGGUCAACAUGGUCAUGGAUCUACCUGAGGUGUCUGAGGACUGCCUGUAUGUCAAUGUCUACACUCCCAUUCAGCCUGCCAAAGAUGAAAAGUUACCUGUGAUGGUGUGUAUACACGGAGGAGGGUUUAGUAUGGGAUCUGCCUCCACUUAUGAUGGAUCUGUCCUGGCAGCGUAUCAGAAUGUGGUUGUAGUCACCAUUCAGUACAGACUGGGCAUGCUGGGAUUUUUCAGCACAGGGGAUGAUAACGCCCCGGGAAACCUGGGCCUUUUGGACCAGGUAGCAGCGCUGCAGUGGGUCCAAGAGAACAUCCACAGCUUUGGGGGAGACCCGUCCUCCGUCACAAUAUUUGGAGAGUCCGCAGGGGGUGUUAGCGUGUCAUUGCUGGUUCUUUCCCCACUAAGCACCGGUCUUUUCCAUCGCGGCAUAGCAGAGAGUGGUACGGCAGCCAUGCUUGCCAUCUUCAACCCUGAUCCUAUGAACACAGCAAAGAUGGUAGCCAAUGCAACAAACUGUGAGGGCACCAAACCAGACCAGAUUGUGGAUUGUGUGAUGCGGAUGUCAGUCGAGGACAUUGUGAAGUUUCAACUGGAGCAUGCAGAGGUGCCCUUUCAAAUGGUGAAUGAUGGCUAUUUCCUACCAAAGGCAGUACCAGACCUUCUUAAGGCUCAUGAGUUCAACAAGGUGCCAUUAAUUAACGGUGUUAACAACGAUGAAUGUGGCUGGAUGCUAACUAGUUUUAUGGCACCACCUGACUGGGUAGACGGCAUGGAUCGUGACUCAAUGAAAACCUUUGUCGCCAACUUAUACCGUAAUCCAGACAGCGAAAUCAGCACUGCCUUGAUUAUGGAUGAGUACCUAGGGAAUGGAGAAGACCGUAUCAAAAACAGAGACAGCAUUACAGAGUUCUGUGGAGACAUUUUGUUCACCAUCCCUGCUAUCACAUUAUCAAAUGCUCACAGAGAUUCAGGAGCUCCAGUUUUUGCCUAUGAGUUCCAGCACCCGCCAAGCAUGUUUGCGAAGACGCGUCCCAGCUUUGUCGGAGCAGACCACUCAGAUGAGAUUGCCUUUGUAUUUGGAAACUGCUUUUAUAAUGGCCCCAUCAAAAUAAAUGGCACUUUUACUGAGGAGGAAGAUGAGCUGUGUAGAACGAUGAUGGCAUACUGGGGAAACUUUGCACGCACCGGAUCCCCCAACGGACCUGGGUUGACCCACUGGCCAGCAUAUGGUGCCAGGGAGGAGUAUCUGGGCAUCGGGCUGAAGCAGCAGGUGGGAUACCACCUGAAGGCUGACCGCUACGCCUUCAUGACCCAGACACUGCCAGAGAAGAUCCAGCAGAUGAAACAGCACCAGCAGCGCACUGAGCUGAUUCAGACUCAUUCUAAACACAUUCUAAACAUAAUGAAUCCUAUGUUUCACCUCUUACUCACUGCAUGUGUUUUACAUUUGACUUUAUCGACCGUACAUAAUGGACCUCUACUCCACACCAAACUGGGAGUGCUUAGGGGGGACUACAUGCGUGUUCGCGGCAAGACAACAGUUGUUCAUGCCUACCGGGGCGUGCCUUUUGCCACACCACCAGUAGGAAACCUAAGGCUGGCUCCACCACAACCUUUGCAAGGAUGGGAGGGCAUCAGAGAUGCCACCCAAAUGCCUCCCAUGUGUGUACAAGACAAACAAUUAUCUGUUUACCUGUGGGAGAUGGCUGGCUUUGACGUAGAUCUACCUGAGGUGUCUGAGGACUGCCUAUAUGUCAAUGUCUAUACUCCUACUCAGCCUGCCAAAGAUACAAAGUUACCUGUGAUGGUGUGGAUACAUGGAGGAGGGUUUAGUAUGGGAUAUGCCUCCAUGUAUGAUGGAUCCUUCCUGGCAGCGUAUCAGAAUGUGGUUGUAGUCACCAUUCAGUACAGACUGGGCAUGCUGGGAUUUUUCAGCACAGGGGAUGAUAACGCCCCGGGAAACCUGGGCCUUUUGGACCAGGUAGCAGCGCUGCAGUGGGUCCAAGAGAACAUCCACAGCUUUGGGGGAGACCCGUCCUCCGUCACAAUAUUUGGAGAGUCCGCAGGGGGUGUUAGCGUGUCAUUGCUGGUUCUUUCCCCGCUAAGCACUGGUCUUUUCCAUCGUGCCAUAGCAGAGAGUGGCACGGCACCCAUACUUACCCUCUUCUCCUCUGAUCCUAUGAUCACAGCAAAGAUGGUAGCCAAUACAACAAACUGUGAGGGCACCAAACCAGACCAGUUUGUGGAUUGUGUGAUGCGGAUGUCAGUCGAGGACAUUAUCAAGUUUCCAAAAGAGCAUCCAGAAGCUGUCUAUGGAGUGGUAGUGGAUGGCUAUUUCCUACAAAAGGCAGUACCAGACCUUCUUAAGUCUCAUGAGUUCCAAAAGGUGCCAUUAAUCAAUGGUGUUAACAACCAUGAAUGUGGCUGGGUGAUACCUGGUUUUUUGGCAGCCCCUGACUGGGUAGACGGGAUUGAUCAUGACUCAAGCAAAACCUUUGUCGACAACCUCUACCGUAAUCCAGACAGCAAAAUCAGCACUGCCUUGAUUAUGGAUGAGUACCUAGGGAAUGGAGAAGACCGUAUCAAAAACAGAGACGGCCUUACAGAGUUCUGUGGAGACUUUAUGUUCACCAUUCCUGCUAUCACAUUAUCAAAUGCUCAUCGAGGUUUGAGAUUUACCUACUAUGUAAAGCACCUUAUUCAGAAGCUUUCCAAGCUUUCAUGGGAAAAAGAACCAUGUGAAAUUGCAAAUGACCCAAGGAAGGAACGAUUACAUUUUGGGAGUGAUCCGUAUCACCGCCUGGAUCCAGGAGGAGAUUCAGGAGCACCAGUUUUUGCCUAUGAGUUCCAGCAUCCACCAAGCUUGCUUGGGAAGAAACGUCCCAGCUUUGUCAGAGCAGACCACGGAGAUGAGAUUGCCUUUGUAUUUGGAGACUGCUUUUCGCCUCAUCUCCUCAAGCUGAAUGCCACUUUUACAGAGGAGGAAGAUGAGCUGUGUAGAACGAUGAUGGCAUACUGGGGAAACUUUGCACGCACCGGAUCCCCCAACGGGCCCGGUUUAACACACUGGCCAGCAUACGGUGCCGGGGAGGAGUAUCUGGGCAUCGGGCUGAAGCAGCAGGUGGGAUACCACCUGAAGGCUGACCGCUACGCCUUCAUGACCCAGAGACUGCCAGAGAAGAUCCAGCAGAUGAAACAGCACCAGCAGCGCACUGAGCUCUAGAGGGAGCAACUGCUACCCAUCUGCCUCGCACUGAUCCAAUCACACCAAUUUCAGCCUGACCACUUGUCAUGGCAGCGAUCCAAGCACUUGUGGAAAGUAACUACUGUUUCCAUAACAAGCAUCUCUGAACUGAACUCUGACCUCAAUUCAGCUCUCUGGGUCACUUGAUAUGACUUAGAAACACAAUUGAGCCCUAGGGCCCAUAGGCUUUGUGAAGCUGUGUGCAAAAGUAUCAAUGUAGAAUGAAAAUAUGAGUAUUUUAGAACAACUUUGCAAAAUGCCAUAUGGAAACUCCAAUAUUGUGUCAAAUAAAAGGUAACACUCUAA
Sardina pilchardus (European sardine) is the source of this 3967-nucleotide messenger RNA. RefSeq names its product carboxylesterase 2b (gene ces2b). NCBI's taxonomy places the organism in Eukaryota, Metazoa, Chordata, Actinopteri, Clupeiformes, Clupeidae. The transcript has 27 exons. The record is from RefSeq and is a predicted model, not a curated record. Gene Ontology annotation, molecular function: hydrolase activity. The coding region runs from base 119 to 3640 and encodes 1173 amino acids.